Messenger RNA from Colletotrichum destructivum, 2322 nucleotides. Its product is annotated as Putative mycotoxin biosynthesis protein UstYa. NCBI's taxonomy places the organism in Eukaryota, Fungi, Ascomycota, Sordariomycetes, Glomerellales, Glomerellaceae. Gene Ontology annotation, biological process: mycotoxin biosynthetic process. The coding region runs from base 1 to 795 and encodes 264 amino acids. The record is from RefSeq and is a predicted model, not a curated record. The transcript is spliced from 4 exons.
AUGGCAUUUCUCAAGCUCUUUUCUAAACCAGUUGACUGCGGAAGUUCUGCAAUGAAGUUGGAAAAGGAACCAUUCAUUAGUAGUAUGACGGAAGAAAAUAUCGUCUGCAACGCCAUCGAUCCAAGGCUAAAGCGAUUUCUCCAUCUAUCUCUAGUUUUCAAUCUGAUAGCUGCCUGCGGAAUCUUUUGGUCAAGUACUGGAAAGCUAUCCAAGAAGCCUGUUUUCCCAGACGUGGUUUAUUCGCCUGUGUUGGAUGUUCUCCAAUAUGAAAACGUCGUCUUCACUACAGGGUUUGAUGGCGGCCGAACAGCAUACAUGGGACCUCCCACGCUGGAGCGAGAGGCACUCUGGAACGAUCUUUAUGGCUUUGGCACGAGUAUGAUCAACCGCGACCAAGCAGCACAGCUCGUCAACAAGACGGUGCCAGUGGCUGAUGAAACCGGAAACUACGAUGGAACAUACGUGGUUAUGCUGGGCGUCUUUCAUCAACUCCACUGUGUUAACUUGCUUCGAAAGAGCCUCUACAAGGACAAGCCAUGGUCUACGGAUCCAGACGACCCUAUGAGUCUUAUGCACCUUGAACAUUGCAUCGAUGCACUAAGACAAGCUGUUAUGUGCUCUGUGGAUAUUACUCCUCAUCCGUGGACUUGGAAAGACAGUGAGAAUAAAGAGGUGGCAGAUGUCAUGCAUACGUGUCGCAACUUUGAUGCCAUCAGAGAGUGGGCGCGUACUCGAAAUGUCUUCGAACGGGGCUGGAACCAGAGUAUGAGGGUACCUGAUCCCUUGCAGAGCUGAAAAUUGCUGUCAUUUGGGAACAACAUCACUGAGUCAGAGUUGACUCAUGCUGUUGGCAAGCUUUCAUCUUUCAGAUAGCACCGACUUUUGGAAGAGACAAGUUUUGCAUCGACAAGUAAAGUCACUACUUCAGACAGUCUACCAUCGCUGACGUGAAAACCUAUAUAGAUAGCCCUCUUCUAAUUAAAUCAAGAGGACCCAUUAAAAGAAUUUACCCUAAUAAGAGGUUAAUAAAUCCCUCUGUGCCUCUUUAGAGGUAGUGUUUAGGGUUUUCUUGAGCCUGACUCUUGUUUUGUAUCCCUUAACUCUCACGGCUUGCCAACCAACUGUGCAUGGUCUUUUCAGUCACUUCCACCUUUUUUGCGCUGCCUCCGCCUUCCUCUCAAUCUCCUUUAAGUGCGCAUCCUUGUCUGACCUUUUCCUCUCUAGAUCCUUCACGUAUUCUUCGACCGCCGCUGACGCCUUGUCGAGGGUCUCCUUCCUCUCCUGGAUUUCUUUCCUCUCCCUCUUGAGGUCCUUACUCUGCUCGAUCUGCUCCUUGUCGUACUUUGCCUCAAAAUCAACCAGGUUUUGAGCUGCAUCCUUCUGCGCCUGGGCAAGAUCUCUCUGCAGAUUCUAUUGUUGCUUCUCUGCGCCAGAGCUGAUGAGGGAUUGGAAAGCGAUUUGCUCGCGCCAGAGCGCAGGGGGUCCGUCUGGCGACUGGAAGUAGCCGGUGACAUGGACUGCGUGAAAGUCGCGGACCAGAGCGAUGAUCUCGCUCAUGCCCCUUGUGCCGAGACCGAUGUCGUUAGCUAAGCCUUGGGCCACGUCGUCCUCGACUUUGUUGAUCACCGUGUGGAGUCUUUCCUCGACCAUGGCCUGUAGGCCCACGGCACUGCGGACCGCUAACUCGACGGCCUUGUGGUUUGCUUGCUGCUCGCUGGGAAGCCGGUCGAUGACUUCCUUGACCGCGCGCUUGUACUCGGCCUCGGUAGCGAUCCACCACUCUGAUGUCAGGUGAAUUGCCAUCUAGGCAUCGGUAUGUCUGGUCAGCGACUCGCGCCAAUUAAAGUCCAGGUCCGAGAGCAUAGGCUCCGCGCCGCGCCGCUCGACGUUCGGGCCGCCGACGACGUUGACCACGCCCAGCUUUAGUUCUUGGUCGUUGGUGGCGAGUCCGAUGCCGCCACCCUGCCACGGCGACCCCUUGUCGACGGCUCUGUCACUGUCGGGAUUAAACAUGACGUACACCUCGGCGAGUUGAAGCGGGCGGUCGCCCGUGAUCUGCUCGGCGAGCUUCCUGGCGAUCUCGACCUCGGAGAUCUCUCGGAUGACAGUGGGCGGGGCUUUGGCCGGGUUCCGCGCCUUGACGCGGACCACUUUAACCCUGCGUCGGGUUUCUCGCGACUUCGCCGCGCAGCUGCAGGUAGGCCAGCAGGGCGUGGUUGAACUUGCCCGCUUUCUGUCCGAGGCAGUGCAGCACGUCGUACGCGAACAGCAUCUUCUCAAGCCUCUCGGGACCAAGCUUUUCGAUAAACUUGUCGACGCUCU